AUGGCAACCCCGGGCCCGGCCGACCCGGCCGGAGGUGACCCGGCUCAAGGGAACCCGGCUCAACAACAACCGGCUCAAGAGAAUCCUCCUCAAGAUGGUCCGGUCGGCGAGAGACCCCGAACGCCAUGGGCAGCGAGGUUUGGGGUCCACUCGGCCGGCCGGUGGAAGACGGAGAACUCGUCGGGCCUCCACCCGGACUGUCCGAACAUCGGCCCGGAGAACUAUGUAGACCUCCCGCCCGAGGCAGAGGCCGACCCGAUCGUGGCCCUCGAGAUGCCCGACGACGACGCUCUGGACAAGCUGUUCCUGGACGAGGCCGAUCAGAGGUCGAGGCUGUGCGGGCUCCCGAUGUACCAGGCGGUCGUGUUCAACGACAACAUGCCGGUCGAAGAUGGCCUGCGCGAACGCGUUGAUGAGUCAAGUUGGCAUCCUGUUUUUGCAAAGGCGAGGUGGUUUAACAUGGACCUCCCCUUGGAGCACGAAUACCCGAAUCCAGGCCGGCUGCUGCCAGGUCUCUUGCCGAACCCGACCUACAACGUGGAUGACCCGGUGUUCUGGGCGGCCCUGCAGCCUGCCAUACAGCUGGCGAGCGACAUACUCUCAAUAUCGUUCAACCUUCCUUUCAACGACGCGGGCCAUCAGACCUCCGCCCAAGAAAAGAACGACUGGUUGUUGUACAAUUCUAAGCGGAUGCAGAUCAGCUUCAUGGCCCCCAAGGUCGGGUACGCCAAGAUGGGCUCGGCCGUGACCUACCCGGCGCCUUCGGGUUCCGGUGCCAUCGUCAUGCUGAUAAAUCCCAGCCUCAUCUGGGUGCUGCUGGACUCGGCAGCCACGCCGGCGCAGAGGGCGCACUGCGCCUUUGCCAUGGGCAGCAGGAUGGCGCACGAGAUGCAGCACGCGGCAUACCGGAUGGAGCAGUUCGCGCUGCCCAAGCCACAGCGCAUGCUCAACGAGGCCUUCUACCGGCCCAUCCGCAGCCAACCGCCGGAGUGGGUUCCCGAGCUCGGCAUGGCGUUCGAGAAGCAGGUUCUCGGGGGGUUCUGCAGGCCAGGGAGCGGGGCAGACGACGUCUUGCGCCAGGGCUUCCUAACCGCCUGCGAGGACUUCCCGAACCGCCACAUAGCACACAGCCGCGGCGGUGUGAACGUGGCAGAACACCAAAACGACCCAUUCCACUCCUACUUGACACCUGCGUCUCUGAUCGUAGACUACUUCAAGGACAACUUUUGGAAUCAAACGGUCGCCAAAUAUCGGAUCCAAGCUGUGCAACUUCCGAGAAGUCUGAGGGUUGGUGACAUGGGUUUCGGUAAGGGCUAUGGAAACAUGGAGUUCUCAGGCGCGGAACCUGUGGAGGAGAGGCGGGAAGCGAUGGAACUCCUGCGAAGUGGCAUAGAAACCAGAGGGGAGAAAUGGGAAAGGCUCCGGCCGUGGCACCGCCGGAACUUUGAGGCGUGGCAAGCAAGCUUCUGGGCACUGACCUCAGCGAGGAACGCCCUGGCACGGUUCACCGCCGCGGUCCAACAGGAGGAUGAAUAUGAGGCCCAAGAAGCAAUAAAAGACGUAUCCCUCAACGCGCACAACCAAUGGCCGGACGCUGUCAGGUCUGGCUCGCUGCUCGGUGACGCGGGGGACGGGUUCGGCUGGCUCAGGGACGCGCUGGGCUUCCUGAUGUUUGCUGCGCUGCCCAGCCGCCGUCAGGAGAGGGUCACAGAGGUAGGGCCCAGCCCUACCUGGACCCCGGGCCGGGAGAACAUCAGGGAGGCGCAGGAGGCGGGGAUGCAGCCGUUCCCGAUCCAAACGAACGGGAGCUUCGACGCCAGCCAGGUCCUGAGGACCCGCCACCCCCCGGGCAACGCGCGCGGGAACCGGAUCGCCCUGCUGGACACGCUGCGGCGCGAGUUCCAGGCCGGCAGGGACAGGGUCUCGCGGGUGGUCCCCCAGUCCAUCUUGAGCGAGUUCCGGAUACAGGAAGACACCCUCAAGCAGUGGGCGAACAAGAACAGAAAUGCCGAGGGGCAAUGGGGGCCAUUCAACUUCAAGCUUCCUCCCUGGACGCCGCCCUUCAGGGAGAAGAAGGUGGGCAUGCAACCCCGUGGGGACCCUGACCCGCAAAACCGCCGCCUCCUGGCCCUCCAGCAGCACCAGCCCAGCCCGGCCAGUCCGGCCAGCCGCCAGCUCAACCACCUGUUCGGCCACCUCAACAGCCACCUGCUCAACAAGGCGGCGGACAAGCAGGCGGGGGGCAGCCUCAGAACUGGCGGAAUUCCGGAUGGCGAGGUCGAGGCGGACAGGGCCAAGGAUGGCAGAACAGCAAUUGGCAGAAUCGAUCUCAGGGCCCCGGAGCAGGCCCUCAGCCUCCGGGAGCAGGCCCCCAGCCGCCCGGGGGAGGACGAGGGGACGGGGGCCGUGGUGGAGGAGGACGCGGCGGCAGUGGACGUGGAGGAGGGGGACGUGGGCGCGGCGGACGCGGCGGUGGAGGAGGACAGGGCACUGGACAGGGUGGUGGCGGCCGCCGACGAAGUUCUGGCGGGGGCGGAAACAGGCGCGCGGCCAUGGCAGGCCGGGCGCCUGCUACCCAUCACCAAGUGA
Messenger RNA from Diaporthe citri, 2589 nucleotides. RefSeq lists its product as uncharacterized. The transcript is spliced from 5 exons. The record is from RefSeq and is a predicted model, not a curated record. The coding region runs from base 1 to 2589 and encodes 862 amino acids. Lineage: Eukaryota; Fungi; Ascomycota; Sordariomycetes; Diaporthales; Diaporthaceae.